AUGGCGCUCCGCCUGCCGACUCAGCGCCUCUACGCCACCGAAGGCACGAACAAGGACGUGCUGGAGUGGACGUGUGCCGAGGUGGUUCGCCACCUGAAAGAGCGCACCGACCCGCCGGUCAACCAGUCCCUCCUCGACGGCUUCGACGUGCAGGAGAUCAAUGGCUUCGCGCUGGCGUCGGUGCGUCCGCCCACCCUGUUCCGUAUGAUCAAGGAGCAGGUGGAGCAGGGUCCGAGCGCCGACAAGAUCGAGGUCUCCGACCAGCUCCUCCAGGACACUCUCCUCGGCACCGCCACCUACUCUAUGCAGAGGCGAUGA
Messenger RNA from Acanthamoeba castellanii str. Neff, 318 nucleotides. RefSeq lists its product as uncharacterized. Bases 1 to 318 code for a protein of 105 amino acids. The transcript has 3 exons. Lineage: Eukaryota; Discosea; Longamoebia; Acanthamoebidae. The record is from RefSeq and is a predicted model, not a curated record.